AUGCACGACGGCGAGGCAUCGCUACAGCCACACGCCAAUACAGCACCGCCCACGACAUCGCCCACUAUCGACCGCAAGACGUUCGGCCACCACCCACCACCGCCGACGCGUACCAUCGGUCUCAAUGACAAGCUCCCCGCCGCCCGACGUCAAGCUUCAGGCUCGUCGAGCGAGUCCGAAGAGGAGGAGUUCAAGAAGGUGGAGUUGCUGCCGGACAUGACCCGCUCGUCGCGCCGCCCGCCCGUGGUCGACUGCCACAACUACUCCGAGUUCCACAUCCAUGUCCCCGCGUACACCAGCACCGUCGCGGUCUCCGGGCACACCGUCGCGGUCGCGCAUCACCACCACAUCAAGAUCUAUGACCUGUCUGUCUCUGAGGCGCCCGUGUGGAACAUCGACAGCCGCGAUGCCGGGCUGGACAAGCUGAACGGAUUCAAGGUCACCGCGAUGGAGUUCCGCCCGACGCUCAACGCGACAGACCGUGGCGCGUUCCUGUGGCUCGGAUGCAAGGACGGUACCCUGCUUGAGCUUGACAUCCGCUCGGGUACGAUCGCAGCGGCCAAGCCAGUCGCGCACGCACACGCGGUUACGCACAUGUUCCGGCACGCCCGGGCGAUGGUGACGAUGGACGACGCGGGCAAGGUACUCGUUUUCGCACCCGAGCCGGACAGCACGGACGACGUCCACCUCGUCUACACCCAGCCGCGCGUCGUGCGCAUCGCCGACAAGCAGGAGUUCGCGAAGCUCCUUGGCGGCCAGCUGUGGACCUCGACGCGCGACCCAAACGGCGGGGGCUCGGUGGCGAGCACGUCGAGAGGCCCGAUUGUGAGGGUGUACGACGUCUUCUCGCCUGGGAGCACCGGGCGUUCGCUGCUGCCUACUGAACACCUCGGCGCGGUGACAUCCGGGACGAUCCUGCCCUCUCAGCCAGACAAGGUCUUCCUUGGGCAUGAGGGCGGGCACGUUAGUAUCUGGCAACUCGUCACAAAGGACGGCAUACCAAUGUGCGAGGAGGUAGUCAAAGUCUCGACGUCGGACGUGCUGAGCUUGGAGGGCGUGAACGACCGGUUGUGGGCCGGAGGCCGCAGUGGCAUGAUCUCUGCGUUCGAUGUCGUGCCGAGGCCGUGGGUGGCCACCAACUGCUGGCAAGCCCAUACGAAGCUGCCCGUGCUCAAGUUGACGGUGGACACUUGGAGCAUUGAGAGGCUCGGUCGACUGACUGUGUACAGCAUCGGCAGGGACGAGAAGCUCCGUUUCUGGGACGGCUUGUUGGGUACACAAUGGGUCGACCAAGAGCUCAUCAAGCGCGAAGCCGAGUUCAGCACCUUCCGGGCGGUCAAGGUCCUCGUCGUCUCCUGGAACCUCGACUCCGCCAAGCCAGAGACGCUCACGGGCACGCCCGAGAACAUCAACUUCCUGAACGACGCGCUCAAGAGCGUCGACGACCCCGACAUCAUCGCGUUCGGCUUCCAGGAGCUCAUCGACCUCGAGAGCCGCAAGAUGGCCGCGAAGACGGUGCUCCUCGGCGGGAAGAACAAGACGCCUGACGGCGCGAUCUCGCAGAAGGUCUCGACGAGCUACAAGAAAUGGUACGACCGCUUGGUGCUCGCGGUCAAGAUGGCGAUGCCUCCGGAUGAACCGUACACGGUGAUACACACGGAGAACUUGGUCGGACUGUUCAGCUGCAUCUUCGUGAAGAACACGGAGCGGAUAUCGCUGAAGCACGUCGCUAUCACCACCAUCAAGCGGGGGAUGGGUGGACGAUAUGGCAACAAGGGUGGCAUUGUCGCGCGUUUCGUGAUCGACGACACGUCAAUAUGCUUCAUCAACUGCCAUCUGGCCGCUGGUCAACACCACGUACGACAACGGAAUGCUGAUGUCGCAGCCAUGCUGGAGGAGAAGUCUGUCUUCCCGGAGUCCGACGCGGUUGAGGAACCAUUGGCGUACGUGAACGGAGGGGACGGUUCGAUGGUCCUCGACCACGAGGUAGUCUUUAUGAACGGAGACAUGAACUACCGUAUCGAGCACCGACGAGACUUCGUCGCCGGUGCCAUCAAAGCGGGAGAGAUCGAGAGCCUCCUCGCAUACGACCAGCUGCUCCGCGAGAUGAAGAACAACCGCGCGUUCCGUCUGCGCUCAUUCAUGGAGGGCCCAAUCACCUUCGCGCCGACGUACAAGUACGACCGGCGGUCCAACGAGUAUGACACGUCCGAGAAGGCGCGCGUGCCGGCGUGGUGCGACCGCGUACUGUGGCGGUCGCGCGAGCCAUCGCGCGUCGAGCAGCUGCACUACCUGCGGUACGAGGCGAACGUGUCGGACCACCGACCGAUCUCGGCUGCGUUCCGGAUGACGGUCAAGUCGGUGCAGCACGAGGCGCGCGCACAUGUCAAGGGCGAGGUCAUCGCGCGCUGGAAACAGCACGAGCGUGCGCUCCUUGAGGCGUGUCAUCAGUUCUUCGUCGACCAGGCGAUGAUAUGA
Rhodofomes roseus is the source of this 2478-nucleotide messenger RNA. Its product is annotated as DNase I-like protein. The transcript has 4 exons. The coding region runs from base 1 to 2478 and encodes 825 amino acids. Gene Ontology annotation, molecular function: protein binding; phosphatidylinositol-4,5-bisphosphate 5-phosphatase activity. Gene Ontology annotation, biological process: phosphatidylinositol dephosphorylation. NCBI's taxonomy places the organism in Eukaryota, Fungi, Basidiomycota, Agaricomycetes, Polyporales, Fomitopsidaceae. The record is from RefSeq and is a predicted model, not a curated record.